AUGGACAUUCGCAAGUUUCUGAAAAAGGGACAGGGGUCGAAGAAGAGUUCCCCUGCCAAGUCUCUUGGUGGACGAAUGAGCGUGGGGACUCCGACGAAAUCGCCUUCUGCUAGUCGUUCUACAACGAGCCCUUCGACACGCGCGACCCGAUCAUCACCCCGAAAACUGGCGUCAGCUGCAAAAAAUGUGGACUUGUUAGAUGGUAUCGAUGAUGACGACGAGGAAGACUUCCAGCCGAAGCGGCGCAGAAGUCGUCAGGCAGCGAGAGCUGCUUCGGAAGUUGUUGACGUGGAUGAGGAAGAGGUGACACCGGUGCGGAGGAUGGCGACAAAGAGGAAACGGAUCCGUCGACAGAUUGAGGUGGAAGACGAACCGGAAGUGGUUGAGGCACCUGUCAAGGAGAAGAAAACCAGCCCGAGGAAAGCAGCUGGAGAUGGAUCUGUUGGAUUUGGAGGCGCGACAGAGGUCCAGGGGGCUGCUGCGGAACCGGCAGCAAAGAAGAGGAAAUGGGUACCUAGGCAAGAUGCCCCGCCGAACAGGGGGAACAAGGACCUGCCUAUUGGAGCGCGCAACUGUCUUACUGGAAAGGUUUUCGUCAUUACUGGGAUCUUGGAUUCUUUGCUUAGGGAGGAAUGCGCUGACUUGUGCAAAGAGUAUGGAGCCAGGGUUGUUGGUAGUGUGUCGGGGAAGGUCACUCAUGGAAUUGUCGGAACAGACCCCGGUGAUUCUAAGAUGAAAAAACUGAAGGCAAAUCGUUGUCCAAUUAUUAGUGAAGACGAACUGUUUGCGAUGAUUUCCAAGACACUGCCGCCCUCGAAAGAGAAAAAGGACGUCGAAAUGGAGGACGAUGAAGAGGACGUCAUUGAAGUUGAGAAGGCCCCUGUAAGCAAGCGGCGAAAUGCGAGUACCGCAGCCCGCUCACCGAAACCAAGAAAGGAAGCACCUCCCACUGGAGGACGGAUAAACGGCGAACAACAUUUGAAUCAGCUUUGGGUAGACAAGUAUAAGCCAUCAUCCUCGUCCGAUCUUGUGGCUAACGCGAAGGCUAUAAGAGAUUUGCGAGCUUGGUUGGAGUCGUGGAAAGGCAAAUUCCUGUAUGGUGACGGUCACAAGUGGAAGCCCAAAGCAAGGGGAGAUAUGGACUACGCCGCCGUUUUGCUUGCUGGUCCUCCAGGAAUUGGUAAGACAACUGCUGCCCACAUCGUUUGCAAAGAGUUGGGCUUCGAGCCCCAUGAAUACAAUGCGUCUGACGUCAGGAACAAAGGGGGCGUGCACAUGCUGGCAGAGACAGUGAUGGUAGCAAACACGAUGUUCAAAUACUUCGCGAUUGCGCCAAAGAAAGGGGAAAAAUCGUCGAAGGGCAAGAGCGGCAGGUCAACGUCUUUCCCAGAGGGACAAGUCCUGAUCAUGGACGAGGUUGAUGGAAUGAGUGGAGGCGAUCGAGGUGGGAGCCAAGAACUCAUCAAAGUAAUUAAGACUUCCAAAGUCCCGAUUAUAUGCAUUGCAAAUGAUGACUCAUCUCCAAACAUGCGCUCUCUAUCCAAUAAUUGCUUUAAGCUUCGUUUCAGGCGUCCCAUGGUGAAUCAAGUAACGAAGCGGUUAAUGCAAAUAGCACGACGAGAGGGCUUUCGACAGCUUCAGGACCAGACAGUUGCCAAGCUUGCAGAAGGCUGCAACGGUGAUAUACGCCAAAUGAUCAACUUGCUUCAAACUUGGCGCACGUCAUCCACCAGCCUGUCAUUUGGACAAGUGAAAGAGCGCCUUGUAGUUGAAGGGAAGACUGUCAUUCAGAAGAGUAUUUUUGAAUUAGCAAAGGGAUUCUUCAUGCCCGGGAUUGACGGUUCUCAUAACUCGCUGUUUUCUCGCACGGACAACUAUUUCGCCGACAGUGACUUGAUGCCUCUUUUCAUUCAGGAAAACUAUGUCAACACUGGUGCCGCCGAAAGCAGUCUCGAGAAACUCGCGUUGGCGGCUGAAAGCAUCUCUGAAGGAGAUCUCUGUAAUUCAUUAGUGAGACGAGAACAGCGAUGGGAGUUAAUGCCGGCUGCUGCUAUCAUGAGCGCUAUUCGGCCAGGAAGUAUCAUGGCUGGAGGACUGCGACAACAGCCCCAGUUUCCCUCUUUCCUGGGCAACAUGUCCAAAGGAAACAAAUGGAAGCGUAUUGUGCAAGGUCUAGAGAUGAAGGUGAAAGCGGCGCCGACGACUAGUGCAUCUGUCCGAGCAUUCCGUCUGGACUAUAUUCCAGCGUUGACGACAUGUCUGGCAACACCGUUGAUUCGAGACGGAGCAGGUGGUAUUGACGAGGUAGUGGAACGGCUAGAUAGCUACUGCUUGGAACGCGAUCCUGACUGGCUGGAAAUCCUAGAUGCCGGCGUAUACGCAAAGGGUAGGUCCCCCAUGGAGAACAUUCCAGGGUCUGUCAAAACUGGAUUUACGAGGGCGUAUAAUUCCCGGGAACAUAGGCGGUCAACCGUAACCGGAAUGCGUAUCGGGGUCAAACAGGCGGUUGAUGCGAACAUGACCAAAAAGCGUGUUGACGAGGGAGACGUUGCAGUCGUAGAUGAGGACCCUGUCGACCAGGAAAGUCCAAACAGCGAUGAUGAUGACGAUGACCCUGAACAAGUUGCAGCACAGUUUGGCGUGAAACGGAAAAAGAAGGGUGGACGUAACUCAGCGAAGAAGGCUACUGGCGGUCGAGGCCGGGGCCGGGGUCGUGGCGGUGGGCGGGGGCGUGGGCGUGGGCGCAGGUGAUUCAACGGCCCCUAGAGAGAUGGUAAGUCGAAGCUAGUGAGGCGGUUGUAUUGCUAGCAGAUUUUUGAAAGCGCGAUUCAGCCCUGUCGUUCUAAGAAAAACUAGGUUCAGCCGCUUGAUAGAGGAGCCGUUGACAUAUUUGAGCUUGUCAUUUCCAAGGUACCAAACUCCCUGAGAGCUAUCACUA
Chondrus crispus (carragheen) is the source of this 2938-nucleotide messenger RNA. RefSeq names its product DNA replication factor C complex subunit 1, RFc1. The record is from RefSeq and is a predicted model, not a curated record. Gene Ontology annotation, biological process: DNA repair; DNA replication. The transcript has 2 exons. NCBI's taxonomy places the organism in Eukaryota, Rhodophyta, Florideophyceae, Gigartinales, Gigartinaceae. Gene Ontology annotation, molecular function: ATP binding; ATP hydrolysis activity; DNA clamp loader activity. The coding region runs from base 1 to 2751 and encodes 916 amino acids. Gene Ontology annotation, cellular component: DNA replication factor C complex; nucleus.